This is a messenger RNA of Pistacia vera, 1251 nucleotides long. RefSeq lists its product as uncharacterized. Gene Ontology annotation, molecular function: protein binding. The coding region runs from base 1 to 1251 and encodes 416 amino acids. NCBI's taxonomy places the organism in Eukaryota, Viridiplantae, Streptophyta, Magnoliopsida, Sapindales, Anacardiaceae. The transcript is spliced from 10 exons. The record is from RefSeq and is a predicted model, not a curated record.
AUGGCGAGGUCAAGCUGCGAAGCUGCCGGGAUAUCCCCCACAGCAUUUUGUGAAACUGGAAUUAUCUUGGAAGGGGUAUCCCCUUGGGUCAAGGGGACUCUUUCAGCGCGCUGUUUGAACACUUUGCCUCCGACGCUGGGUCUUUUGACUUCUCUGCAGCGGCUAGAUGUUGCAAACAACAAGUUAACUGCCCUCCCAAUUGAAAUAGGAAAUCUGACUAAGCUUGAAGAUUUGCAAGUCAACAAUAAUAGGAUUAGUUCCAUUCCUUCAAGUGUAGGCAACUGUACUUCUCUUAUCGAGGUGGAUCUUUCAUCAAAUCAUCUGUCUGAGUUGCCAGAUGAAUUUUGCAGUUUGCAUAACUUGAAGGCUUUGCAUAUCAGUAACAAUGCUAUGAAAAGCCUCCCAAAUUCGUUAUUCACGAUGUGCGCCCAGCUAUCAACUUUGGCUGUUCAUAAUACAGAAAUCACUACGGAUACCCUAUUGCAGUGUGAAGGAUGGGAAGAUUUUGAGGAGCGCCGUCAUGCAGAGUGUCAGAGGCGAAGAGAGGAACAUUUUAAUUCUGCUGAAUUUGAUGAAUUGGCUGAUACUAUAUUCAGUGAUUUUUUGCGGAAUAGAGAUGGCUGUUCUGCAAGAUGGCUGAUUUUAGCUUUAUAUAGGAUUUUCUCCCUCGAACAUUCAGUUGGAAAUGAUCUUUUGGUGACAGGGAGUAAUCUUGCUCAAGUAGGAGAAUUUAAGAAGGCCAUGCAUGUUGAGUUUGAAAUGACUGAUUUGGGUAAGAUGGCUUACUUCCUCGGAAUGGAGAUUAAUCAAACUCCAUGUGGAAUCUUUGUCAACCAAAAGAAGUAUGCCAAUGAAGUCCUACGGAAAUUCAGUAUGGAGAGUUGCAAAUCCAUGGACAUUCCUUUAGUUCAAAAUCAGAAACUUUCCAAAGAAUAUGGUGCAGUGAAGAUUGAUGAAGGGUUGUACAGAAGCCUAAUUGACCAUUUGCUAAAUUUAACAGUAACCAUACCAGAUGUUAUGUAUGCUACCGGUUUGCUCUCCAGAUUUAUGAGCCAUCUGAGUGAAGUCCAUUUUAAAGCUACCAAAAGAGUGCUGAGAUACGUAAAGGGAAGCACUGAUUUUGGAGUGGAUCUUUCAUCAAAUUAUCUGUCUGAGUUGCCAGAUGAAUUUUACAAUUUGCAUAACUUGAAGGCUUUGGAUAUCAGUAACAAUGCUAUGAAAAGCCUUCCAAAUUCGUUAUUCAGGAUGUGA